This is a messenger RNA of Brassica napus (rape), 1224 nucleotides long. RefSeq names its product GLABRA2 expression modulator. The transcript has 4 exons. Lineage: Eukaryota; Viridiplantae; Streptophyta; Magnoliopsida; Brassicales; Brassicaceae. The record is from RefSeq and is a predicted model, not a curated record. Bases 127 to 1059 code for a protein of 310 amino acids.
UUUUCACCGAGAGAGAGACAAAAAAAAAAGGGCGAAGAAGCCAACGAUACCAUCCUUGCUCAAAAAUUCAAACUCCGAUAACCUCACGCGCCUCCCCUACGCGCAACGAUCCCAAAAUUUCAAACGAUGGAGCCGGCGAAGGUAGAUUCCGAUGCGAAGACUGUCAAGGAUCCGAAUCCGAACCCGUCUCCGAGCGCCGAUCCGAAAGCCGCGGAUCAAGGACCGGCGAAGAAGGUAGGCGAGGACGCGAACGCCGAGAUCGCCUUGUCGGAGGUCGAAAUCGAGACGAAAGGGAUCGAUCCAGCAGCGGCGCAGGCGGAAGCGCAGCCGCCGGCGAGGACGUCGUCUGGAUCGAAGAAAUCGGUGCAUUGGAGCCCCGAGCUGGUGUCCGGGUCUCAGGAGCCGGAUCAGAAGUCCGCUUCGUCGUACCCGGCGGGAUCUAAUCCGUAUAUCGCUCGUUCUCCGGCUGAGACGUCGGAUGCUUCGUUGAAAGAUACGAUGGAGUCUGUGAAAGGAGCGCUCGGGAGAUGGGGAAGGAGGGUUGCUGAAGCUGCUAAGAAGACGGAGAGCCUUGCCGGCAACACGUGGCAGCACCUGAGAACUGCUCCGAGUUUUGCGGAUGCUGCUAUGGGAAGAAUUGCGCAGAGCACUAAGGUCCUUGCAGAAGGAGGAUAUGAGAAGAUCUUCCGACAAACUUUUGAAACCGUUCCAGAAGAGCAGCUGCUGAAUUCUUUUGCAUGUUACUUGUCGACCUCAGCUGGGCCAGUUAUGGGAGUUCUAUAUAUAUCCUCUGCCAAGCUUGCUUACUGUAGUGACAACCCUCUCUCCUACAAAAAUGGUGGUCAAACCGAAUGGAGCUACUACAAGGUAGUGAUACCAUUACAUCAACUAAAAGCAGUGAAUCCAUCAACAAGCAUAGUGAACCCUGCAGAAAAGUACAUACAGGUAAUAUCGGUAGACAAUCAUGAGUUCUGGUUCAUGGGUUUCUUGAACUAUGAAGGCGCUGUGACAUCUCUGCAAGAAGCUUUGCAAGCCGGUGGUGGUUUGCGGUCAGUGUGAUUGUUGCACACUUUGGUGGAUUCGCCUGUUUGAUGAAUUCUGAAUUAUUUUGAUCUGUACUCUUUUUCUUCUUCUUUUUUUGCUUAGCUAUUAUCAUUUCAGUUUAACAUUAUAUGCAUAAAUAUAAUUUAAUCAUCAUUAUAUGAGAGGACAGUAUAUUUGCAA